Nanorana parkeri is the source of this 543-nucleotide messenger RNA. Its product is annotated as complement C3 alpha chain-like. The transcript is spliced from 4 exons. NCBI's taxonomy places the organism in Eukaryota, Metazoa, Chordata, Amphibia, Anura, Dicroglossidae. The record is from RefSeq and is a predicted model, not a curated record. The coding region runs from base 13 to 543 and encodes 176 amino acids.
CAGUUAAUUAAGAUGACGGAAGCAAGUAUAGAUGGAGCCCACUUGGAUUCCCUGAUCAAGGAGGUAAAAGGAAAUGGAGAAAGCAACAUGGCGGCUCUGACUGCCCCUCUGAUUGCGGCUCUGUACUUGGAUACCACCAACCAUUGGGGAAAAUUAAAUGGGAACCGCAGAGAUGAAGCCAUCCGGCAUAUCAAAUCUGGCAUUGUUAAUCAGCUAGCAUUCCGCAAAUCAGACUUCUCCUAUGGACAAUGGAUUACCACACAUUCAAGCACAUGGCUUACUGCUUAUGUUGUCAAAAUAUUUAACUUGGCUGGAACCGUUACUAAAGUUGAGACAAAUGCAAUCUGUAAUUCUGUUAAGUGGCUGAUGCUAUAUAAACAGAAGCCCAAUGGAUCUUUUCAAGAAUCUAAUCCAGUCUCCAAUCAGGAAAUGAUGGGUGGAAACAAACGAAGUAGCAAUGAACUGGAAUCUACCCUGACAGCCUUUGUUCUUGCGGCUAUUCUGGAAAGUCACAGUCUUUGUAUUGCUCAUGUGUCUAAGUGA